UUAGGUUCAUGUCCUGAUGAAUUAUAAAUAAUAUCCGGUCGUACGCGAGGAAGCACUCGAUCGAAUCCACCUUUGUUAAAAAUGUUUAAUAAGUAAAAAUGAUAACAUUAUCGUUGCAUUUGUUUCGGACAUUAAUAUUAUUGUGGUGUUAAAAUAAUGAAUUUAUUCGUUAGAUAUUUAGUAAAAAAUUAAAUAUUUAUUCUGCAGUAUGAUUGAUAUCAAAAUUCAGUUUUUGUUAUUCAAUUACAUUGUAUUUGCCUUUGCUGAGGAUUAUGAAAGUGACGAUAAACUAUACAUGCUGGUAUCCCAAGACCAGCACCAACACACGCCUCGACUGGAAGACUUCUUCUGGACAGGAUCUGGAGAUGGACCACCGCCACCACCAGAUCCGCCCCUCCCUGCACCAGUGCAACCUUCCACACCAGUCGUGCGGACUACCACAGUCCUUGCUACUGUCUACCUGGAUUCUUACCCACCACAGGCGGUGACAGACAAAUCGACAGGCGAGUGCGUGCUAAAUUGUGGCGAGCCUGGCGUACCAGGUAGCUUGGAACCAGAGAUCCCCGAUGAUCGAAGGUACUGGCUCCUCACUGUCAUUCAGGGAUCCACACCAGAUAGCCUGCAAUUGAGACUCGCUAGGUUGUACCAGAAAGCCUUCUUGAGGCAACAAGAGCGUCACCUGGGCAUCAUCAAAUCUCUCGACGCACCACCUGCUCGAAAGAAACAUGACGUCCAUUCAUUUGCAGUGAACAAAGAUAAUAAUAUUAGUCCAGUAGGCCCACAAGGCACUAACUCGCCAUUCAAAUAUCUUGAUAUUGAUGCAUCAAUGGUUCCUAUAGAGUCAAUUGUUGGUACGAUGAUAAACAAUGAUGAAAAUUCUAGCACGAAGCUUCUAGAGUCUUCCAGAGAAUUUGUGUACCCAGCUAAUAUAGAAAUGUUUUCUAUUGACGCUAAUACGUUAACUCUAAAUGCUGAGAUAAAGGCUACAAAGUUGAAUGAAGUAGAAUCUUGGAUACUAGCUACACCAACUGUGUCCAUUCGUAAAAGGGAAGUGACUGAUAGAGAGCAAUUGGAAGAAAUAAAAGAAGACUCGAUAGACAUUCCUCUAGAAUCGGAAGUUAAUGAGACGAUGUUGUUUAAGCGGGAGAUUUUGAAGCCGGAGCAACAACCGCCAGUGCAAGUUCAUAUACAAAAUAUUACAGAGUCUCCAGAAACGGGUAGCGUUCAGAUAGUGUACGUGGUGCUGGUCGGUGGUAGAGCUGUACCAGCUGCGGUGGCUGCCAGAGACAUGCGACUGGUCAGAGACGCUGAAGUGGCGAGAGAAUUGGGUGCUGUUGUCACAACCAAAGCUGAGCCAGCGUACCUAAAAACAGCGGAGGGUUUGGAGGGAGAUGCAGGGGGUGGCGUGCAUGGUACUGAGCUAUGGGCACUGGCUGUGGGAGCUACAGUAGCUGUACUGUUGCUGCUCGUAUUGUUGGCUCUCUUGUGUCUGGCUCACAGGAAAAAGACAAUGAAAUCUGCAGCUUCCAUCCGAGCUUAUAGAAAUGAGUUAUUAAGAGAAGCAGAGAGGAAUCAACUGAAACAAGUGCAUGAAGAGAAAGAUGGAAGGCUGAUAAGUGUGGUGUCCCCAAGUAGAACGAGGCCCAGCAGUACUCUACUACCGAUUUACAGAGCUGCUAGUGCUGCUAGCAGUUCAUCAACAUCUUCUGGAGUGUCGGAGGUGGCGACAGCUUUCCGUCGUCGACAGAAGAAGCCACAUGCUCUUAGAAUGCCACAGAAGAAGAGAGUGGGUACGACAGAUAGUCUGCUAGAAGCUGCUGGACUGGACAGCUCUGAUAGUGGGCAGCCAUCGGCGCCACCUACUCCAACCUCGUACCUUUCGAUGCCUUCCGUCAAUGCUUUCCCGAGAGGCAACGUAGUUGAACCACUCUCUCGUAUACUAGAACCGGUCUCAGUGCGUCACCUAGACAUCGACUCCCCAGCAGUUUCUCCAAAGAAGAAUAAAGAAACUAGCAAAGAUGUCGUACCUCGACGGCAGAUGGCGUCCCAGUUAGUAAGACUGGGGAGCAUAGACAAGGAUCCCGGAGUUAUUGGACCUCUCGUCUGGGACUUGCAUUGUCAGAGGAUUAAGGAUUCCUCCAAACCAUCAAGUCCAGCAAGAUCUGCUACAUCAGCUCGCAAGGAGCCAGGAGCCUCUCGCAUGAGGCAGAGGUUCAACGAGCUGAUGGAUGAUGCCUUCACACUGUUCGGCAGUGUCGGAUCCAGUCCCAAUUCUCAGGACACUUAUACCGUGGAGGAACGGGACCCUAAAGAGAAGGGGACGCAAAAUGCUGGGGUUGCUACAGUUCCAGAUCCAACCGAGCAGUUGGCUCAAGCUCGCAACGACAACGUUCGACUCCCGGGCUCACCGUACACCGCUAUGGAUACCGUUAGGGGGCGGUCAGCUGGACCAGGGCGAGCCGGUCCCAGUACAUCAACGCCAGUGCAGACAGAGGGCGGUCGCCCUCGCACGUCGUUCACUCGGACUGCGGCGGAGCGACGGGUGCCUCCACCCACCAGGGCCUGGGGACAAACUCCCCCACAGUCCCUAGGUGGGCGGCCGACGGUGAACCCGGCGCUUAUAACGGCUGAGGGCAGGCUACAGGCCGAGGACCCAGCCAUACCACUCAUAUCUGCCAUCAAAACCGAGAUACAACGCAUCAAGGAGACCGCCGCUAAACCAAGUACACUGCCAAAAUGAUGAAUUUUUUACUAAUUAUUGUAGGAUAGUUGAUAAUUAAUGAGGUAAAAUAUUCAGGUAAAAUAUACAGAUUAUUCACGUGAAUUUAUUAUUUGAGAAAUUACAGAUUUCCUGCUAUUAUUUAUAGUUCCAAGUAUUAUUUCUUCGUAUUCAAUAGUUCACGUUAAAGGAGGCCAUACACGCUAGGUUUUACAUGAUGGUUUAAGCCGUGCAUGCUUAACCGACAAGCAAGCCCUAGCGUAUAUAUGUGAUUAAACUGUACAGUUAUCGGUGCAUGUACAUGCAACCGAGCAACUAUCAAAAUUCAUAUUUUAUGUCGCUCGGUUAUGUUUGUGCGCGAGCAUAACCGAGCGUGUAGCGUCCAGCGACCUUGCUGUCACAGUUCUCAGUUUUUUUUAUUUUCUCAGUAGUCCCGUUAUGGUAUAUAUGUUCUGUGGUAGUCUGGUAUUGGCGUCCUACACCCACCGUCACGUACUACGUAGCUCACUCAACUGAGAGUUCGUGGCAAAAUGGUGCAUGCAAAACCUAACGUGUAUGUGUGAUAUGAAACUCGGUUAUGCAUGCAAAGUUAUAACCAUCAUGCAUAACCUAGCAUGUAUGGCCUCCUUAAGUAAAGUAUAUAUUGUACCCAAGAUCGUUGGAACUAAUGUUAAGGUAGUUCUUAGAUAUGUAUGAUUUUAUACACCACAACAAGAAUUUUUUUAUUAAUAAUUCUUUUACAAACUACGUUUAAAAACCAACUUGGAACCUCUUUUUUAAAAUCGGUUAAAAAGAGCCUCAAAAUCAGGUAGUCAUUUAGUAUUUAUUGUUCAAGCUCAUUCUAUAUGUGAACAUUAGCUACCAUUAUUGAAAAAAAUAAUAUUAAUGUUACAAGACUACCUACAAAAUUAUGACUAAUGAGUAAUUUUCUAUUUAGUCUCGAGUAUUUUAGCAUUUUACAGUUGUAUUUAUGUAUAAAAAAUAUGAUUUUUACAUAAGUGUUCUAAUAAGUAUCGAAUUGGUGUAAGUGCAAUGAAUAAUCUAAUAUUUAGUGAUAUUAACAAACAAUCUCUUGUUUUCUAUAAGUUAAAUAUUGUUAAGCUGACUCAUAAAAGGAUUCAGCGAAAAAUAUUAAAAAUGAAAGUUUUUCUUGAUUUUAUAAAUCGUUCACUUGUGUUUGGAAUCUCAAUUUUUAUUGUUAUAAUUUUACAUAACUGUUGUAGAGAGUUAGUGGCAAUCAUGUAUUAUUUUAUUAUAUUUAAAUCUAGUUAAUUAUUGUUAAACGUAGACAUAAGUAUUAUAAAAAUAAUUAAGUUCACUUGUCAUAAGUUUGUUGUACCUAUAAUAUGUCAAAACGUGUGCGUAACCCAGGCCAGGUAUUGUUAAAAUGGUCAUUUGAAUCUUAUAGAUAAUUAGUUGGGCGGCUUCU
This is a messenger RNA of Spodoptera litura, 4148 nucleotides long. RefSeq lists its product as uncharacterized. Lineage: Eukaryota; Metazoa; Arthropoda; Insecta; Lepidoptera; Noctuidae. The record is from RefSeq and is a predicted model, not a curated record.